Episyrphus balteatus (marmalade hoverfly) is the source of this 2333-nucleotide messenger RNA. RefSeq lists its product as uncharacterized. NCBI's taxonomy places the organism in Eukaryota, Metazoa, Arthropoda, Insecta, Diptera, Syrphidae. The transcript is spliced from 2 exons. The record is from RefSeq and is a predicted model, not a curated record. The coding region runs from base 36 to 1085 and encodes 349 amino acids.
AUUCGUAGAAAAAUCACGAUUAUUUAUUAUUCAUCAUGGAAAAACAAAAAAAUUCUAGGACAAAUGCAAAACAAUUAAAUGCAAUGCAAAAAACUAUCAUGACUGAAUUUAUGGGUUCCCAUCCCAGCCUGGCACAAAACCUUAUCACAACUUGUGCUGAGGGAAGAGCCAUAACCCAAGGACUGUGGGAUACUCUAACCAAUAAACUAAACAAUGCUGGUCCCCCAAUUCAAGAUGCAAAAGCAUGGAAGAAAGUAUUCGCCGCCCAAAAGUAUAUGGCCAAGAAAAAAUUAUCAUUUAACAAGGCUCUGAGGAAGAAAAGCAAUGGUGAUUAUCUGUACAAACAAAAACGACUAUCUGUUGCCAAUCAGCUAAUCCUAGAAGCCAGUGGCGUAAAGUUGGAAUCGCAAGUAUAUGAGAACAGAGAAGAGAGCCAAUCUCACUCACAUUCCAGCACAGCAUCACCAGUUUCUUACAACGAAAAUGGGAAUACUGACAUUAAAAUUGAAAUAGAUGAUUCCAUACAUUCACUUGAUUCACUUUGUUACGUUGAUACAACGGACAGUAAUGCAGAACAAUCGGAAUAUGAAGAUGAAAAGACAAAUGAUACAGCGGGAACACAGAGAAGCCACAAAGAAGAACCGUUCAGCCAAGAUGAUUCCAUUCAAUCAUUGGUCAAUAACUCACUGCAACAAGAAGAGGAACAGGAAGAAGAAAAAAUACAAAUUACAAACAUAAAACCUGUUAAAGAUUUCAAUAAACGAAAACUUAAAGUGGAGGAUGAUUCUAUUGAUGAAGUUAUUGAUCAUCAUCAGAACACCACAAAUGAUAAUAAAAAUCAAAAACUUGACCAAGACAAUACAAGACUGAAAUUGGUUCAUGAAAUUACCAAUUCAGUUACAUCAGAAUUCCAAAAGAGAAUCGAAACUAAACUAGAUGGAUUACUUGAUAUUCAGGAAAGAAUGUUGCAAAUUAAAGAGGAAAAACACAAGAGUGUCAUUGCAUUGAAUUUGAUUAAGUUGCAAAUUAAAACUAUGGAACUUGAUAAGCUCAAGUUGAAAGCGGCUUCUCCUGCUCCUCAAUAAAUUCAUUAAAUUCCGUGUUUCGGAAUUUUCAAUUUCAAAAGAAAUGUCAAUUACAAAUAAUUUAUUUAUUUACUUUUGUGUUUAAGUCAGAGAUGUUUUUAAAACGUCAAAAAAGUAUCUAACUUAAAAUGAGUGUUGCUGUGGCAUUCUUUUAAAUCGGAGGAGAGAGUCGCAUUUAAAUAGUGUAAUUUGUUUUAUUGUAUUCAGAAGUAUUAUUAAAUAAUUUUUAUUUUAUAUUAAUUGGUAUUUUUUUUAUAUUUGUGUGUAUGUCAUCUCGAUAUAUAUAGUUGAAUAUUUUUGUUGACUUAAAAUGUUUUCUUCAAAUGACGUUUACCUGUUUCUUCGUUCGACGGGUCAAACCCAGACAUAAAACAAACAAGUUUAACAAAUUUAAGACAUACUCCAACAAUAAAAACGUAUGGGGUUUUUAUAUUGGUAAAUAAAGAUUUUAAAAUAAAAAUUGAUUUUUUAUCAUAGCGAAUGGAAUACAAUUAAUAGGCGUGUUUUUUUUUUGGCAAAACUAUUAUCCGUAUUAGGUUUUCCCAAAAAAUAUCAACGUAAACUUAAGCAUUUCGUUGUGGUUGUCAAAUAACGGAGAUAAAAAUUUUUUUGUAAGAAAUCCGACUUUUUUUAUUAGGUAAUUUUUCCAUAUUUUUCAAUUUUUGUACCCUUUCCGAACUGAAUUUGUAUUUUUAAAAGUAGAAAAGUGCUAAUUUUUUAAAAGAUAAAAGAAGUUUAAUUAAUACUCUUAGAGCCGAUUUUUCAAUCUUCUAAUAAACAGUCAGUUAUAUGUUCGACGAAUAAAGUUAUUAGGCUCAUAAACAAUCAGAUAACAACAUUGAAUUUUCCAAUCAAGAAUAACAAACGAAAAUGUCAAAUUCAAAAAUAUUCCGAAAGAACUGUUUUGAGUACGCAGUGUUUUACGGUCGCCAUUUCGGGUCAAAAGACGAAAAGGAUAGAUUUUUCCACUAUUUUCAUUCAUAAACCUCUGCUAAUCGUAGUCUACCAACUAUUUCUUUAAGGGCCGAUUUUUCAAUAGUCAAACAGUCAGUUAGUACUUAUUCCUAAGGAUAGAGAAAAAAUCAAUUUUUCAACAGGCAGAUAUAGCUUAUUCCUAAGAAUAGAACUAUCUGCUUCUUUCAGAGGCGAAUAAAAAUUAUUCUAAGGAAUAAUAUGAACAAAAAUAUUGUGUCAGUUGUCAAAGCUGUUUAGAAAGAAUUUUGAAAAAAAAAAUACAGUGGAACACAA